GGUAUACAACCAUUCUCCUUAUCACCACUGGUCUUCCACCAAAUAAAAAUAGCAGAAUGGUAAAUUAAAGUGAUUAAUAAGCCAAAGGUGAGAGAAUCUAAUAUCAUUCUUGAGAGAGGGAGAGAGAUGGAAGGGGAACACAAGGGAGUUGUGUGUGUAACAGGUGGAACAGGAUAUGUAGCGUCAUGGCUGAUCAUGAAGCUCCUUCAGCUUGGUUAUAGAGUUCGGACUACUGUUAGAUCUUACACAGACGGCAACAAAGACCUAAGCUACCUCACAAACUUGCCAUACGCAUCAGAAAAGCUCCAAAUUUUCGAUGCAGAUCUAGCCCAACCAGAGAGUUUCAAUCUAGUAAUACAAGGCUGCACUGGAGUCUUCCAUGUGGCUCACCCCAUUGAUUUCGAGGACAAAGAGCCAGAGCAAGUCAAAACCCAGAGAUCAAUCAAUGGAACCCUUGGCAUACUAAAGGCGUGCCUUGAUUCCAAGACGGUGAAAAGAGUGGUAUACACUUCCAGUGCAUCCACUGUUGUGUUCAAUGAGAAAGGGGAGGAUUUCCUUGAUGAGAGUUAUUGGAGUGAUGUGGAUUAUAUCAGGUCAUUGAAGCUCUUUGGAGCUUCCUAUAUGAUUUCCAAGACUUUGACUGAAAAGGCUGCCCUGGAAUUUGCUGAGAAACAUGGGUUGGAUCUUGUCACUGUGGUUCCUACCUUCAUUAACGGGCCCUUUAUUUGUCCCCGGUUGCCUGGCUCGGUAUACACUUCGAUGGCUAUGAUUUUCGGUGACAAAGAUCAGUAUCAGCAUCUUACUAAAGUUCAGAUGGUGCACGUAGACGAUGUGGCCAGGGCACACAUCUUCCUUCUUGAAUAUCCUGAGGCAAAAGGGAGGUAUAUCUGUACAUCAGUUGUAAUGACAAUGGAUGAGAUGUCUGAAUUUCUAUUAGCUAGAUACCCAGAAUACCCCAUUCCAACGCCUGAUUCACUGAAAGAAAUCAAAAGAGUCACAUAUUCUGGCCUCUCAUCGAAGAAGCUCCUUGAAACCGGAUUCAAGUAUAGCUAUGGCAUGGAAGAUAUCUACGAUGAAGCAAUUAAAUGCUGCAAAGAGAAGGGCUUUCUUUAAACAUGAUGUAUGGUUUGCAAUGCCAUAAACUGCAAAAGCUUCUCUGCCUCUGUCGUGUCCUUAAUUUUUUUCGCUUUUGGAGGAUUCUGUUUUCGAGGAGUUCUUCUGGAAAUGUAUGGUUUGCAAUGCCAUAAACUGCAAAGGCUUCUCUGCCUCUGUCGCGUUCUUAAUUUUUUUUGCUUUUGGAGGAUUCUGUUUUCGAGGAGUUCUGGAAAUCCAAUGAAUAACAUUCUCUCAA
Rhododendron vialii is the source of this 1351-nucleotide messenger RNA. Its product is annotated as vestitone reductase-like. Lineage: Eukaryota; Viridiplantae; Streptophyta; Magnoliopsida; Ericales; Ericaceae. Bases 127 to 1113 code for a protein of 328 amino acids. The record is from RefSeq and is a predicted model, not a curated record. The transcript is spliced from 4 exons. Gene Ontology annotation, molecular function: oxidoreductase activity, acting on the CH-OH group of donors, NAD or NADP as acceptor.